Acanthamoeba castellanii str. Neff is the source of this 1305-nucleotide messenger RNA. RefSeq lists its product as uncharacterized. The coding region runs from base 1 to 1305 and encodes 434 amino acids. The transcript is spliced from 14 exons. NCBI's taxonomy places the organism in Eukaryota, Discosea, Longamoebia, Acanthamoebidae. The record is from RefSeq and is a predicted model, not a curated record.
AUGCAUGAUGCCAAGACAGGGAUGCGGCCGGUGUCGAUGCACUGGGACCUGAAGGAGGAACUGACGAAGAUGUGGCAGAAGCCCAUCUCUAGCCUUCCCGUUCACGGCGACUUGCCCCGUCUGUGCGACCGAACAACACUCGAGAUCAAGCGCACAGACUUCAGGGAUCUGCCCAGCGAAGAGGAGAAGAAGAGGGGCGAAACGAGCGAGUGGAAGAGCGGCGGAUCGGUCUACGGCGAUCGACAGGAGUUGGUGGGCAAGCGAAGCAGCGUCUACGGGGGCGUCACGGAGGGUGAGGACGAGAUCGAAGAGAUCUAUUUCGACGCCUCAACCACGUGGUAUGUCUCCGUGUGCAUGAACGUGCCCAACGAAGCCGAGAAGAUGCGAUUGGCCUCGGUGUGGCCACCAGCCGAAAUCAACGGCUUGGUCUCGCUCGUGUUGAAUUCUGUCCGAGGCACAGCCAUGCUCUACCUCUACGACCAGGAUGCCGAAUGUAUGAUAGUGGAAAAACAAGACGCGGCCAUCCUGGUACCGACCAAGGAUUCGAUGCGCUACUUCGCCAUCCCCGAGGAGGAGGGUUCGGUGGGGUUCGCUUUCUACUCGCGCGAAGACAGCGCAGCAUUCCAGAAAUGCCUGAACGAUUGGAAGCAGGAACGAGAGGAGAUGGUGCAGAAGGUCGGGGGCUCCCUGCCCUCGCGGCCAUCCACAGCGGGCAAGGACGACGGAAUCAACGGCCGCUCUGCGCGCAUGCAUCUGUUCGAGACGCUGUCGUCGCUGGUGUGCCGAAUUGCCGAGGCCUUGGAGCCGAGGGAGACGGCCCUGCAGGUGAAGAACUCGUUCGACUUCUACAAGAAAAACGGCACCGCAGAGACGAUGGACAUGGGCAUGAUCAUGCAGGCCAUCCUCAAGAACGGCGUUGGUCCGCGCACGGAGAGUAUUUUGAAGGCGAUCCACCAGGGGGUGAUCCUGACGACGGCCUUCGAAAUCAAGCACAAGGUCACCAAGAGCAUUCUCACCAAGGACGUCCGCACCAAGGACGGCUGGCGGGUGCACGUCCACCUGGCACCCAACGGCGCCGUCGUCACGCACACCCGACGGGAGAUGUCCAUCGGGGCGCGCGGACCGGAGCCGGAGAACGAGUUUGUGUUCGAGUGGCGCCUGUCGAUGUUCUUCAAUGCUGCACUCACGGAGCUGGAGGCGGUGAAGCUGCGCCUGACGGACCUGCAAUUCGGACCGCAGACGACGGCCGAGAACAAGCAGAAGCUCAACCAGACCUUCUUCAACGGCCAACUCCACGUCUACUGA